This is a messenger RNA of Salvelinus namaycush (lake trout), 2361 nucleotides long. Its product is annotated as AMP deaminase 3-like. The record is from RefSeq and is a predicted model, not a curated record. Lineage: Eukaryota; Metazoa; Chordata; Actinopteri; Salmoniformes; Salmonidae. The coding region runs from base 1 to 2361 and encodes 786 amino acids. The transcript is spliced from 15 exons. Gene Ontology annotation, molecular function: AMP deaminase activity. Gene Ontology annotation, biological process: AMP metabolic process; IMP salvage. Gene Ontology annotation, cellular component: cytosol.
AUGAGGAGAGGAGACACCCCUCUGCUGAAGCAGCAGUCAAGCCCCUGCUUGGGAAACGACAUGCCACGACAAUUCCCUAAGAUCACGCUGAGUGAGGUGGAUGAGGAGACACGUCUGCUGGCUGAGAAGGUGUAUGCGUCAGCGCUGAAGGAGGAGGACACUAAGGAUGCCCUGUCCAUGUUCACCGUCCCUGAGGACUGUCCCAUCGGCAUGCACCAGGCCAAGGAGAGGGAGCUGCUCAAAGAGCUGGCAGAGCAGCAUUCAGAAGAGAGCGCCAAGAGGAAGAAGAGUUUCAAGAUGAUCCGUUCGCAGUCAGCAUCCUUGCAGGGCCUGCAGAUCCCUGUGACUGCAGAGUGGGCCCGUUCUGUGGUGACCCCAUUCCUCUCACCCUCCUCCACCUGCUCCUCACUUCCAGAGAACUGCCCCGAGUACCAGAGGGUCACCAUCAGUGGAGACUACUGCGCUGGUAUCACAGUAGAGGACUAUGAACAGGCAGCAAAAACACUGAUGAAAGCCCUGUUCAUUAGGGAGAAGUACUCCAGACUGGCCUACCAUCGCUUUCCCCGGACCGUCGCUCAGUUCCUCCGCAGUGCUGAGAACCAGACGUGGAAGGAAGAGGACGAGGUUCUACCAGAUGUCUGCCCUUGCCCUAGAGAGGGGGAGGACCCUUACAGCAUUGAGAAUAUCCCAGAUAACCUGAGCUAUGAGCUGCAGACGAAAGAUGGCAUAGUGUAUGUGUAUGAGAACGCAGAGGCUCUAAGUCUGAACAGGCCCCGCAGCCUGCCCUACCCUGACCUGGAGACCUUCGCCAUAGACCUCAGCCAUGUGCUGGCCAUGAUCGUUGAUGGACCCACGAAGACCUAUUGUCACAGACGCCUGAACUUCCUGGGCUCAAAGUUCUACCUGCAUGAAAUGCUCAAUGAGAUGGCUGAGUUAAAGGAACUGAAGGGUGUUCCACACAGAGACUUCUACAAUGUCAGAAAGGUGGACACACACAUCCAUGCAGCCGCCUGCAUGUCCCAGAAGCACCUUCUAAACUUCAUCCAGACCACCUACAAGACAGAGGCAGACCGUGUGGUGCUGGAGAAGGGCGGGCGGAAGCUGACCCUCAGAGAGGUGUUUGAACACCUCAACAUGGACCCCUAUGACCUCACCGUGGACUCCCUGGAUGUACACGCUGGCAGACAAACCUUUCACAGAUUCGAUAAGUUCAACUCCAAGUACAACCCAGUGGGGGCCAGUGAACUCAGAGAAAUCUACCUGAAAACAGACAACCUCAUAGAUGGAGAGUACUUUGCACGCAUUAUCAAGGAAGUGUCCCAUGACCUAGAGGAGAGUAAGUACCAGCAUGCUGAGCCUCGUCUGUCCAUCUACGGACGCUCUGCAGACGAAUGGGACAGCCUCUCCAAGUGGUUCAUCCAGCACAAAGUGCACUCUACCAACAUGCAGUGGAUCAUCCAAGUCCCCAGGAUCUAUGAUAUUUUCAAGUCAAAGAAGUUGAUCACUAACUUUGCCAAGAUGUUGGAGAACAUAUUCCUUCCUCUGUUUGAGGCCACAGUCAAUCCACAGAAGCAUAAAGAGCUACAUGUAUUUCUCAAAUAUGUGACAGGCUUUGACAGUGUGGAUGAUGAGUCCAAGCACAGUGACCACAUGUUCUCCUACAAGAGCCCCAAGCCUGAGCAGUGGACAGCAGAUGAAAACCCUCCCUACAGCUACUACCUCUUCCACAUGUACGCCAACAUCAUGGUGCUCAACAAUCUGAGGAAAGAGCGAGGCUUAAGCACCUUCCAGUUCCGUCCACACUGCGGGGAGGCUGGAUCCAUCACCCACCUGGUCUCUGCUUUCCUCACCGCUGACAACAUCUCCCACGGCCUCAACCUCAAGAAGAGCCCUGUCCUACAGUACCUGUACUACCUGGCCCAGGUGCCCAUUGCCAUGUCUCCUCUGAGCAAUAACAGCUUGUUCCUGGAAUAUUCCAAAAACCCUCUCAGGGAGUUCCUACACAAGGGGCUGUGUGUGUCUCUAUCAACAGAUGAUCCUAUGCAGUUCCACUAUACCAAGGAGGCACUGAUGGAGGAGUAUGCCAUUGCGGCCCAGCUGUGGAAGCUCAGCACCUGUGAUGUGUGUGAGAUUGCCAGGAACAGUGUGCUGCAGAGUGGCCUGUCUCACCAGGAGAAGAAGCACUUUAUUGGGGCCAACUACUUGAAGGAUGGACCUGAGGGGAACGACAUUCGGCGGACCAAUGUGGCUCAGAUCCGCAUGGCCUACCGCCACGAGACCCUGUGCAAUGAGCUCAGCUUCCUAGUGGAUGCAGUGAAAACUGAAGCGGCCAUUGGCACACAACCAGAGUUACCACAAUAA